This is a messenger RNA of Leptonychotes weddellii (Weddell seal), 653 nucleotides long. The record is from RefSeq and is a predicted model, not a curated record. NCBI's taxonomy places the organism in Eukaryota, Metazoa, Chordata, Mammalia, Carnivora, Phocidae.
UCCACGGGCCUUCUCCAGACAAUUCCUUCCAGACCCAGGGACCCGUGCCCGAGGACCUCAGGCUGAUGGGGGCCCAGCUCUGCUCCCAGGCUGACGCCAAGGCGCCGCGAGAGACACUCCGCUUCCACGCCGAGGCCAAGGGCGCGCAGGUGCGUCUGGACGCCGGGCGGUGCACUGCGCACAGGCGCGCCACGUUCCACGACGGCAUCGUGUUCAGCCAGCGGCCGGUGGCGCCGGGCGAGCGGGUGGCGCUGCGCGUGCUGUGGCACGAGACCGGCUGGUGGGGCGGGCUCCGCGUGGGCUUCACGCGCCUGGACCCCGCGCGCUUGUCCGCGCCCAGCCUGCCGCCCUUCGUGUGCCCAGACCUGGAGCAGCAGAGCCCGACAUGGGCGGCCAUGCUGCCCGAGGGCGGCGCGCUGUCCGGGGACGUGGUCCGCUUCUGGGUGAACCGCGGCGGCCGGCUCUACGCCAGGGUCAACGCGGGCCCCCGGCUCCUGCUGCGCAAGGGCGUGCUCCUGGGCGCCCCGCUCUGGGCCGUGAUGGACGUGUACGGGACCACCAAGGCCAUCGAGCUGCUGGAUCCCAGGGCCAGCGUCUUCCCCUCAACCAUGCCAUGGCCCUUCAGUGAUGAGACUCUGCAGCCUGAAGGGUGA